AAUAAUCUGCUUGUAAACAAGCCCUGCAUGUAGGGCAAACAGUUUUGUUUCUAGUUACACGUUUUUAUACACAUUAAUUUACGUUAUGUGUGAAUUAUUUUCCACUAGUUAAAUAAUUAUUAGACGUUUCCGUUGCGUGGAUAAGUUUAGAUAAUCGUAAAAUAUUUAUUACUAACUAAGGGAACCAUGGAUUCGGCAAACGUUGGAUAUUCGUACCACUUGCCGUCUGGCGGAUGGAAUUAUAAGAUUCGCAAUACUCUAUCCCAGUUCAGUGAUUUGUUUAGUGAAUUUAAUAAAUAUAUUGCGCCUGCAUAUCAUCACGACCGCUGCGAAAGGUCUGUUCAAAUGAGAAUAUAUUCAAUGCACAAAGGGGAGUUUGUGAUGGUUUUUAUAGCAUUUUUUGCUUGCUUUGGUCUGGGUGUGUUCAUAGGAUUAGCAGGGCCGUCUCCGACAAUGACCACGUCAGUCUCGGCGUCGACCCUAUUGAGCAACGCUAGUACCAUAUACGAGGGCCCGUUCCAUCUACACAGCCCAGCGCUGGGCAUCCGCGUUCAGCAGCUGUGGCUGUUCGCUGAGAUACUGACCAACAACGACGAUGAAGAAAUAUUCGAUAAAAGCUUUCAAAUCAGCAUAUCUAUAGAUGGAGUACUGAGCGACCAUAAAACAAUAAAUCUUAUCCCCGAGAGUGAACUUACAAACAGAACUCAACAUCUAAAGUGCAAGAAGCAAGUGUGCGAUGAGGUCAUGGUUCUACAUUUGGGCUCGUUAGAGUACACACACUACGUAUUCAAUAUAAGAUUUUAUGGACUCAAAGAGUUCCACAAGCGUUACUACAUGAGGGAAAUUAAUUUUCAUUUUAAAAGCUACAAUCCAGCAUUCACGCAGAUGGAAACAUGGUUCAGAUUUAUUUUUCUACUAACAACAUUUUCAAUAGCGUGCUGGUUUGCCCAUACGCUAAGGAAAUACUCAACUCAAGACUGGGCUAUAGAACAAAAAUGGCUCUCUAUACUGCUACCUCUGCUUCUGUUGUAUAACGAUCCGUUGUACCCGCUGCGUCUAGUGUCAAGCAGUUGCUUCGCGCCAUUCAUGGACACAGUAUUCCAAACAGCGUUCCUCGCCUGCGUACUGCUCUCCUGGUUGGCGCAGUACCACGGCCUUAGGCAGAAUGAAAGGGGUUUUCUAUCGUUUUACCUGUUCAAAGUAAUAGUAGUGGGAUUGGUGUGGACACCAGCAAUGGUAUUGACAAUAUGGCAGAAAUACUACGCAUUUUACGAUCCUACGUUUAAUUAUAUGAUGAAUCCUAAUUAUCCUGUUGUUAAAAUUAUGUUCUUCAGCGCUAUUAUACUAUAUUUCUUAUAUUUAAUCGUCCUAAUUAUAAAAGCAUACAGUGACCUGAGAAAUAUGCCUUUCUUUGACGUGCGUCUACGCUGCCUAUCGUGCGCUGCCAGUGUAGUAUGCGCAUUAGCGGGUGCCGUGAGUGCGGGGGGGUGGGGUACCGGCCCGUUGCAAGAUCACUGGGCGGCAUCACACACGCACGACACUUCCGCACCCUUCAUGGCCACGUACGGCCUCUACAACUUCAGCGUUUACGCGCUCGCCUAUCUGUACGCGCCCGCCGCUGGAUCGCUGCACGAAACGGCCAUAACCAAAGACAACCCCGCGUUCUCUAUGAUCAACGACUCGGACGAAGACGUCAUCUACGGCUCGGACGAGGAGAGCAGGCGGCCGCUCAACUCGCACCACAGAAUCAACAACGAGGACAUAUGAUUCCAUCGUGAACAAACAUAAAUAAUUAUAUUUUGCUGAAAUUCGUGUUCUUUAUUAUAAAAGUACAUAUAACAACUGUUAAUUUUUUUAACUAUUAGGACCCUAGGCUUAGGACCCAGGCUUUAGGCUCUGCUACUUAGGUACCCGACAGCCAUCAUGUGUGCAAAAGCCAUGACUUUUUUUAUUCAUGCGAGGUGCAACAAAUUAUCCCUCCCCACCUGAUGUUAAGUGUAGGUGCAGUCCACUCGCGAAGAUAGCUGAUGCGGCAGAAAUUGUGCCAGCCACCCUUACCGCCCCAGCCUGAACACCACCAAAAGGUAGUGUUAUUUUACUGGGGUCUUAUGUUUAUGCAGGCAAAUGAGCUGGUUGUCAACCUGAUGGUAAGUGAACACUAUGGACUAGAGAUGGGCGUUUUUAGAUAUU
Chilo suppressalis (striped riceborer) is the source of this 2190-nucleotide messenger RNA. NCBI's taxonomy places the organism in Eukaryota, Metazoa, Arthropoda, Insecta, Lepidoptera, Crambidae. The record is from the annotation of a GenBank genome assembly.